AUUUAUUUAGAUAUAACAUCUUAUAGUCUCACUAAUCCCCAAAUUAUAAUUUAGGACUAAGUGUAUGGACAGGUACAUAAAUUCAUCAGAAUUUACAUGUGCAAAGUAUCUAGUGAAAAGGCUCCAACAUGGACUAAACAGAAUCCAGGUUAGUGUCUCGUCCAAAGAAGAUAUUAGCAUCAGUCGCAGACCUGCCGGAGGGGCUUGUACAAUGAGAAUACGGAGAGGUCCAAAAUGUUUUGUUCUAACUGGGGUGGCUUUCUGCUUUUUCCUUCUGAUCUACGUUCAGGACAUGACAAACAUAAUAGCGUAUGUCAACAAUAAGGUUCCGGUUCACCGGCAUGUUGUGAGGUGGGUUGAGAACGAGCACGACCACCGGCGCCCCAGGAUGAUGAUCACAUACAAGGGCAGGCUGGGGAACCACAUGUUUGAGUACGCCACCCUCAUCGGCAUCGCCCGGCGCUACAACAUGACCCCCAUCAUUCCCGACGACGUGGACCUGCUGGACGUCUUCAAGAUCCCGACCCCUCAGGGCAGUCUUGACCUCCUGAGGGACCCUAAACGCUACCCCGAGGAAAAGGCAGCAACCUACUACAAAGGUGUAGAGAAGAUUGACCCAACACGUGAUGCUUACUUAGAUGGGUACUACCAGUCUUGGAAAUAUUUCGACGAUCUCCGUGAUGAGCUUCUCAACAAGCAUUUUCUCCUGCACCCAAGUUUAAAAAUCGCAGCCAAUAAUUACAUAAAAAAUCUUCUCAAGGAGAGGAAACUAGAAGGGGCUGUUUUAGUUGCGGUUCAUGUUCGUCGGGGAGAUUUUGUUCGUCAGCGUGUCAAAGGUUACACGGCUGCUCCUAUUCCAUAUUAUUACAAAGCCAUGGACCACUUCCGGAAGAAGUAUGGAAAAGUAAUGUUCAUCAUCUGUACCAACGACCUUAUAUGGGCAGAGACCAACCUAGACGAGGGACCAGAUGUUCAUUAUUCUCAUGAAACUGACGGCUCGCUUGAUUUAGCUAUCAUGAUAAGCUGUGACCAUAUGAUAAUCACGUCAGGCUCGUACUCCUGGUGGGCUGGCUACUUAGUCAAAGGGGAGGUAAUUUAUUAUGCUGGAUACCCUGCCCCUAAUACCAAGAUAGGCAAUUUGACUUCUAAGGAAGAUUAUUAUCCACCAUAUUGGACAGGGUUAAUGCCUUAGUAGACACUUUAUAUUAAACUAAGUAUUGUCUGGUUUGUGAAUAUGUUAUUAUGGAGAAUAAAUUGCCUUUUAUUUUAAAGUGGAAGUAAAAAUAUUUUUUGACUCGUGAUUGACAUUAUUUUAAUCUUUUUGAAAAGUAAAUAUCAUUCCUUAACCUGUACAUUUUUACGUUAAAAAAUACACUACUGGGUUUGGUUUGUGUCUUUGCUCUUUGAUAGCCAGACUUAUAAUGUGUGCAGCUUGAAAGUAUUUUAACACUAAAAUCCACUCCUAAUUCUAAUGAUAAUGUGACAAAUACUACUACAAAAAUGGGGGUAAUACAAAUUGAUAACAUAGAUAUUGAAAUUCACUUUAAAAUGUAUAUUUAUUUUGGCAGAUAUGAUAAAUUAUCAGACACAAAUAAGCAACCUUGCUUGUUUGUAAAAUUAAAAUAAAUUGUUAAAAAUAAGCUGCUGUGCACUUUAAGAAUAAAAUAUCUUAUUUUGUGUGACUGUUAACUAAAGAAACUGUGAAAUAUUUUAAAAAUGUAAUUGCAUUUGAUCCUGUUUUCCACAGCUUCAUUUAAACCUAUCAGUAAAUGCUAAUUAUUGUAACAUUACAAAAAUUAGUCUUGUUUUGUGAAUUUAAUUUUGUUAUCUAUGAACAUUUUAUUGAACAUACAAAAUACAACUUUUUUUGCUUUAAGUUAUCAAUAUUUAUUUAAUUUCUAAUAAUUCCUAAAUGAUGAAUGAACAAAUCCCAAUUGUUUCACUUUUUAUUGUGUGCUCCAUGUAUCAUUAUGUUCCAUAACCCACCUCUUAAUCAAAUCCCACAGUUAUAGGUUUAUUUUAUGGUGUAUAAUAUGUAUCUUGCUGUAACCAAAUGGAUAACUUUUAUGCUGAUUUAUUCAUUUUUUUAAUUGUGUAAUGACUUUCUGUUUGUAGUCAAAUUAGUGCAUAUAUCAAUUAUUGGUCAUAAAUCUCACUCUCCCAGUGGCUUUUUUUGUGAUGGGUGGGGGAAGGGCCAAUAAAACCCAUGAUGAUGUCAUAUUGAUGGAAAACAUUUUUAUCCUAAUUUUAAAACACAUUUUAUCCAUUGAAACGUUUUGCGCACAAAUUUCCUUUUAGUGUAUUUUAUUUAGCACAUUUUAAAAAUAGUAUCCCAGUAUUUGCUCAGUUAUAACUAAAU
Messenger RNA from Physella acuta, 2359 nucleotides. RefSeq names its product galactoside 2-alpha-L-fucosyltransferase Sec1. NCBI's taxonomy places the organism in Eukaryota, Metazoa, Mollusca, Gastropoda, Physidae. Gene Ontology annotation, molecular function: galactoside 2-alpha-L-fucosyltransferase activity. Gene Ontology annotation, cellular component: membrane. The record is from RefSeq and is a predicted model, not a curated record. Gene Ontology annotation, biological process: carbohydrate metabolic process.